ACCUUUCCUAUUAGGAAUAUAUUUGUUUUUAUCAUAUCUCCCAUCUCUCUUUGUCUUCUCUCCAGGGCCCUUGCACAUGCCAAAUUCACUAAGGAACUGAAAUAUGUAAUUCAGAGGUUUGCUGAGGACCCGAGGCAGGAGGUCCAUUCCUGCCUCCUCAGUGUGCGUUCAGGUAAAGAUGGCUGGUUCCAGCUCUACAGUCCAGGAGGGGUGGCCUGCGAUGACGAUGGAGAGCUGUUUGCCAGUAUGGUUCAUAUUUUGAUGGGCUCCUGCUAUAAGACCAAGAAAUUCCUGCUCUCGCUGGCGGAGAACAAGCUGGGUCCCUGCAUGCUGCUGGCCCUGCGUGGAAACCAGACCAUGGUGGAGAUCCUGUGUCUGAUGCUGGAGUACAACAUCAUUGAGAACAAAGACACUCAGCUGCAGAUCAUCUCCACCCUGGAGAGCACCCAGGUGGGGCUGCGCAUGUACGAGCAGCUCUGUGACCGACAGAGAGAGCUCAAAGAACUGCAAAGGAAAGGAGGCCCCACCCGGCUUACUCUGCCCUCAAAAUCCACGGAUGCAGACCUUGCCCGUCUGUUGAGUUCAGGUUCUUUUGGGAAUUUGGAGAACCUGAGCCUGGCCUUCACCAACGUAACCAGUGCCUGUGCCGAGCAGCUCAUCAAACUGCCUUCACUCAAACAGCUCAACCUCUGGUCCACACAGUUUGGGGAUUCAGGGUUAAGGUUGUUAUCUGAGCAUCUGGCCUGUCUUCAGGUUUUGAACCUGUGUGAGACUCCAGUCACUGAUGCUGGUCUGCUCGCUCUCAGUUCCAUGAAGAGUCUUUGCAGUCUGAACAUGAACAGCACCAAGCUCACAUCUGACACAUAUGAGGACCUCAAGGCCAAACUGCCUAACCUGAAAGACGUUGAUGUUCGGUACACAGAGGCCUGGUGAUCAACCAGGCUCACUCAACCCUUACACACAACCAGGCAGACACAUCAACAUAUGCACACACUGCACACAGGCUCCAAUUCAUGACAAGAUUGUGUAGUUAUGUCAUCUCCAUCGUUGCCCAUCAUUAGACCAGGACAUGUGACAUCAUCCCUGCGUAAAUAUCAUCUGAUGUGACCAGAGGAAGAGCCUUCACAAGCUACAUCACAACCCCUGUAAUGACAUCAUCACUGGGUAUCAACUGUCAGCAACACUUUUUUUCUAAACAAGAAAUCUUUAUUGACUUGCAGCUUCCCUUAUCUUUUCACCAAUAUUCCAAGGACCUGAUGAUUAGAGGAAAAGCUAACCGCUGUUACAUUGUGACAUGCAGGACACUUUUUCUCUGGCUGAGCUUUUGCCCAGUCUUUCAGAUGUCUCUCAGUUCCCAUAUCCAGUCCAGGUGCAGCUCUCCAGCCGAUGCCCUCCCACCGCUGUUGGUGUGUCGUGAGGAAGAUCUGAGCCUUCCCAUCUGUUUCUCUCUCCUGCGCUUGUACCAUGAAAGCUGGAUACCGCAGCUUACAUUCCAGUUCUUCUCCAAACUGAUCUGCGAAGUAGCUCUCAAAGCAGACGUGUUGAACUGAACCUCAGUCCUCGCUCUCACACUCUUUGGCUUUAGUUUUCAGGUUGUGAUUCUAAUAUGUUCAAAGGUUUUAUUGGGAAAUAGAGGUGCUGCCUCUUAGAAACAAAGAGUUGCAAGACUGUGCCUGUUUGUCUUUCAUGACAGGUUCUCGCACAAAAAAAAAGAAAGAAGGUUUUUAUCAACUUGAAUGGACAUAUUUUUCCAGACAUCUGUGCUUUCAUAUAUUGUGUGUUUCUUUAUAAAACAUAUAUAUUAUGAUAACACCCAGUGAUGAUAUUUUAGAAACAGUUUGGAAACUCUGCAGGAAAGUUCAACGGCAACAUUUGUUCCUUUUUCGUUUGUUUUCACUGUACAUACUGAUGAUCUCCAAUUACUAUUUAAUAACCGUUGUGUAGCAGUAGUUGGGUUGUCUGGGACUGCCUAAUAUUUAUAUGUUUUUUUUAAAGCCUUCUUAAAUCUGUCUCUUCUGGAUUGUGUCCUUACCAUAAUGAAGUACACAGGCCCUGUUGUCUUUCUUUGCAAGAUACAACACAAGCCCCCCAAGAGGGCCCCAUACACAGAUCUCUCUGUACAAUGUCAUGAUGGUAACAUAGAUCUGUGAAGUGGACUCAAACUGGACCUGAACCAUCACCAUCUGAGAGUUGUGUUUUUUCUUAUUCUUUGCUAUUUUCGGAGAUAUAAAAAGAAGAAAUGCAACUUGCCAAACUUUGUCAUUGAAUUCAGUUUAUGUUUGUGCACUUGUGUCUUUGGGCAAACAUAAGUGUGUUUUCAAUACUGACAAAGUUUCAAAUGGAAGCUGCCUGUGGAUAGACACUGACACUGUUUGGAUUCACGUCUCUGACCUCUAGCUGAGGUCAGGGGGAGCAGUCUCAGUGCCUAUAAUGGAGCUGUGGAUGAGUGGCCUACUGGUAUCUUACUAUAUGUCACACCACCUGUUUUAAAUUGUUCUGCUGUUCUUAUAUUACACCAUCAUAAAUGGGUUACAUUUUUAGGCUGUUGGGGUGAAUAAUUGUCAUCAGUGGAUGGGACAAAAUCAUUGUACAUAUUCUUUCACGGGCUAUAGGGGACAAAGGAUAGGAAAAAGGCACCUUUUUGGCCAUUUCUGCUUUUCUGCAUUCCCUCAAAAUGUUGCCUGCUGGUAUUGUGGCAGCAUUACAUAUGAUGUGGUAACUGCCCAGUUUAUCAGAAGCUCCUUUUCCUCUGUCUAGAUGUGGUUUGGGUUGCAUUGGCCCUAGAAAAAGCAAGACAUGUCAGACUUCCUCUCUUUUUCCUGUCAGCCUUGCUCUGACUACACCCAUCCAUUUUAUUUAUUUGUGUCAACCUCCGGAAUGCUUAGGGUUUGUUAAACCAACACCACGGCUGCAGCAGAGGAAAGGAUGCCGUCCGCUAUGAGAUGCUUUCUUAUUUAUUAGGUGCCAUGAUAGGUUUGGCUUGUAGAUUCGGUUUAUGUACGGCCAUCUUUGGUUCCGGUUUUAGGACCUCCUGCUUUUUCAUAUCCUGUAUGAUAUACAAGUGUAUAUAGUCGUCUCUUCCCUUCUUCUCUUUAAUUUUUUGUUCAACCCCCUCCACCUUUUAUUGGCAGGCUGGUGUUGCCUUUAUCUUAUUUGUGUGGUGUUUUUUUCACACAAAGUGCACUGUAAUCUAACAAAUUAUGUUUUCAUAAUAUCUUUAGAGUUUCCAAAAUCUUUUAUUUUAUCACUUAAAUCAAAUUCUUGUGUUCUUGUUUUUUGUUUGUUUUUGCAUGUACAUGUUGCUGUGUGAUCUAUUUUUAUUUUUUAUUUUUGUUUUAUAAAAGGAUUGAAAUAUGAUAAAGGGACAAAUCACUAUCUCACUGAGGUUAAGGACUGAAUUAGAGAUAUCCAAUCCAAUGAUAUCUGAUCAUAGUGGCCAAGAUCUAGCUAUGAGUCCUGACAGGUCCUGAAGGUCGAGGCAGUUCGGGUUUGAUUGUUGUUGAUUUUUAAACAGCCAUUACCAAUGCUGGUACUGUUGGACUGACACUGCCUCUAGCUGGGAUUCAAUCAUUCAAGUUUUCCCAUUUUAAUAUUGAAUCAAACUUGCAAAUAAUUAUUGUUUCCUCAAGAAUGUGUACCAAUACUGCCAGAUAAUCAUAUCAGAGGUGGACCACACUGACUGACCGUUAUCAUUUUAAAAUAAAGUUGUUGCUUUUCACACAUCAGAUAAUCCCGUGUAACUUUAGUGUCAUUUUGUUUUAUCCUGUUUUUCUAAGUCUAAACAUUUUAAAGAAAUAUUUUGAUAUUUUGUAAAAUAGAAGAACUUUUUAAAGGUUGUUAGAUGAGAAGAUUGAAAGCAAUAAGAGAUAAGAAUGCCAUCAACCUUCUCACCUAACUCGGCCUGAAAGCCAACUGUUCCUUUAAAUAAGUGCACACUGAACUCAUCCCCCACUUGUCCAGACUAUGACUGUUUGAGGUUAUAAUGGAAGUAGGGAUACACCAAUGCAUCGGCCAUACAUUGGCAUCGGCAUAUGUUCACCCUGAUUGGUAAAUGCAAAUCCAACGUUCAGAGUCUUGGCAACUACUGAUCACUUCCCUGGGAGAAAUGUUUUCCAACUUCAAAACGUGGCAAUUUAAAGCUAUUAAAUGUCUAAUUAUCACUAAAAGGUCAUGUAUGAAUAUAUUAUAAUGGAUGAUAAGAAAGUCAAACUGACAGUUACUUAAAAUAUUCUCAUUGAAUAGGUAAUUGUUUAGCAGUAAAAAGGCUUCUGUAAAAGUGACUAUGAGUAAUCUGUGCACAUUCAAAGUAAGUGUGGAGAAGGGCUAAAAGACAGUUCAUAUGUUCUUUAUAAGGAUGUAUUUGUUUCCCUGACACAAAAGAGAAUACAAAAAAGGAAUAAUAAAGAGAAAACAUUGUGGCAUCUAAGGAGUGCAUCCCUAAAUGAAAGCUGUGUUACUGUGGAACAUGUGAUGAUACUGUCGUGUCGCUGUAUUCUGUGGAGCUCACUGUGCUUUCCACAUUAUCUCUCUGAUGUUUAUUAUUCUACUCUAGCUCUUAAGAGUUUCUACCAUGUCCAACAUGUGUACAGCUGCGUUCAAGUCUUAGCAGUUGUUAUAAAAGGAACAGGGUCAGAUGCUGCACAACCUGACAAAUCUGACGGACUGAAAGGACUACUCUUUUUUCCCAUAAUUCCUUGUAAAAAAAAUAUGUUUGUGGAGCUUGAAAUGGUUGCACCCAUUAUGUUUCUCUCUUCUUUUUUUCCACCAUUGAUCUGCUUCUCCUGCUAGGUUAUUAUUAUUAUUAUUGCCGCUGCUGCUGCUCUCUGGCUGUUGUAAUGAGAAUGCAAAAAUAUCUUCAACAGCAAAAACCAUGAUGUGGAAUAAUUUCAAUCCAAAUUAAAUUGUCUGUGAAUAUG
Notothenia coriiceps (black rockcod) is the source of this 4916-nucleotide messenger RNA. Its product is annotated as C-Maf-inducing protein-like. The transcript is spliced from 10 exons. The annotation marks the transcript as partial. Lineage: Eukaryota; Metazoa; Chordata; Actinopteri; Perciformes; Nototheniidae. The record is from RefSeq and is a predicted model, not a curated record. Gene Ontology annotation, cellular component: cytosol; nucleoplasm.